Messenger RNA from Saccostrea echinata, 1412 nucleotides. RefSeq names its product 5-methylcytosine rRNA methyltransferase NSUN4-like. The record is from RefSeq and is a predicted model, not a curated record. The transcript has 6 exons. Lineage: Eukaryota; Metazoa; Mollusca; Bivalvia; Ostreida; Ostreidae. Gene Ontology annotation, biological process: RNA methylation. The coding region runs from base 149 to 1411 and encodes 420 amino acids. Gene Ontology annotation, molecular function: methyltransferase activity.
ACAAGGAACGAUAGCACGUUUCAAAGAUAACGGCCUAUCCUUAGUACACUCUUGUAAUGGAAUAAUAUUCGUUCAAAGACGAGGGUACAAGAAAAAAUGGGCCAAAAAUGAGGGAAGUAAAGCUUAUACAGAACACGCUUUGAUUCACAUGGAGACAUUCUACAAACCUGUCUUCAAAGAAUUGUGGCCAUCCAUAAGGAUUUCGUUAUUGACAUCAUCAAAGUACUGUGCAUUACUAAAUAAUUAUAACAGUCAAAGGGACUCAGUAGAAAAUGUUCUCAAAGAUUUAGGAGCAUAUGACGCAAUGGAGGAGGCAGCUGUAGCUCACUCGAAUUUCUUAAAGAAAGACAUGCAGCAAGGAAUUGUUGAAAACAGUUCAUUACCACUUGAGACAUUUUUAGAUUUUCCUGAAAGAAUUUCAAAAAGAGAAGUAGAAGACAGUAAAAUUAGUCUAUCAGAUUCAGAAGAGGAAGAUGAAGAAAUUGAGUCUGUAGUAGGGAAAAACACCAGUUUAUAUGACUUCAUUCCUACAAAGAGGGUGUAUUCAGAAAAGGAGAUAUUACACAAACAGAUAGCAGACUCGUCCACAUUUGAUGAAGACUUGUUUGAAGUUCCUGUAAAAGUCAUUCAAGAGCAAACCCCAGAUCUACCAAACCGAAUGAAAUUCUUUGUGUUUGAGAAAGGAAAUGUGUCUAACUUUCCUUCUCCUAAAAUGAAGCGUGGAAAUCUGUUAGGAUACUACUUAAUGGAUGCUGCAUCUCUACUUCCUGUUAUUGCACUGGACAUUCAGGAGAAGGACUCUGUCCUUGACCUUUGUGCAGCUCCUGGGGGGAAAUCUCUGUCUAUGCUACAGACUCUGCAGACAGAGAAUUUGACGUGUAAUGAUGAAUCCUACAGUAGACUCGGCAGACUUAGGGACAUAAUGAAUUGGUAUGUGGGUAAUGUCCCACCCUCAGUGACAAUUUCAAAGAAAGAUGGUAGAUUCUUCAAUGACCCUCUAUAUGAUAAGGUUUUGGUGGAUGUACCCUGUAAUACAGACAGACAUGUCUUAAUCAGCGAAGAUAACAAUUUGUUCAAACCAGGUCGAAUGGAGGAGAGAUUGGCACUACCCACAGAACAAAAAGAACUGCUGGUAGCAGGAAUCCAGUCUUGUAGGGCAGGUGGAACAGUUGUAUAUUCAACAUGUACCCUCUCCCCAGCUCAGAAUGAUGGGGUUAUACAAGCUACAAUGGAGUAUUUGUGGAAAGAAACAGACAUUGAUGCAGUUGUCAUAGACAUGAGCUAUAUUAGGCCAAUAUUCAAAAACAUUUUUUCUUUCUUUCCACAGACAAAGUAUGGACAAUUAAUAAUUCCUACCCUGUCCUCCAAUUUUGGACCCAUGUAUAUUUGCAAAAUAAAACGUUUAAAAUAGU